AAACACCAGGCAGUUGGCUUCAAGUGUCUGACAGCUCCUGCAGCCAAGUACUUAUGGAGAUGUGCAGUGGAGCAGCAGCUUUUCUUCACGUUGUCAUCGUCUGCUGCAGCACCCAAGAUCAGGUCUGGGGGAACUCUAUUUUCACGAGGAUCUAAAUUUCGUUUUAGUGGGAGGUGCCAGAAUGAAGCUUAUGAGGCCAGUGGGAACAUUCGCAGAACAGAGCCACCAUUUGCCAGAACAUCCUCGUUGCCCAAUUUCGCAAAGAGAAACCAUGGGCAUGACAGUAAAAACAACACUCGGCAGCACUCUCUUGCUUCUCAGAGUUUUAGAGAAGAUCGAAGAAAGAUCAAUGUGUACAAAGCUGCAAGUAAACGGAAAGAAGAAGGUGAUGCAGACAGUCCUAUCAAAACUGGAAGUGAAGAAGCUGUAAUAACAUCCAGCACGGAAGAAGUCAUUCAGCAAGGUCCUAGAGUUCAAGCUCCACCAGAAAGGAUAGAAGUUGUGGAAGAGGUCGUGCUGAAAUCCUCAGCUGAUAAGGUGGUCACUGCAGCUACACUCUCCUGGGAGCACAAAGAAAAUGGACAGGUUGUAAGAGACAGGUCUGGCAUUUUGGAGACCAGCAUUGAUGAGACCCUCCCGUAUGAACCCAACCGGACGAUGGAGGAAUCUGACGAGGAGGAGAACAAACCUGGUUUGGAUGAGCAGAUAAAAAUGUUGGAGGAGGAGAUAAUCAAACCCAGUGUUCAGAAAGAAUUCAAUUUAUCCCCGCAGAGUGUCCAGGCAGCAGCAGCAGCACCUCCAUCACCCAAGAAAAAAAGUGGAAAGGCAGGCAGCGGGUUGAAGUCGGUCCUUCUAUCGCUGGCAGUCGUCUUGUUGCUCUCAGUCCUGUUUUUUUACCUCGUGUUCUUCAGUCCUAUACAACACCCGUUUAUUUCCGCAAUUAGGGAGCACUUAGAAUUUUUGGAGCCUGUUAGAGACUAUGUGGAAGAGAAAGCCAACCACAUUGUCAGUUAUUUCCAGAAGUAA
Messenger RNA from Candidula unifasciata, 1026 nucleotides. NCBI's taxonomy places the organism in Eukaryota, Metazoa, Mollusca, Gastropoda, Stylommatophora, Geomitridae. The record is from the annotation of a GenBank genome assembly.